CUUCCUGUAAUGGCGGCGCCCUAGACCGCGCGGCCGGGCCCCUCAGCACCGCCAGUCCCCGCCGUCCCCGGCACCGCUGUCCCCGUCAGUGCCGUCUCUGCCACCGCUGUCACCUCUGCCACCGCCACCAUGCAUUCGGACGAUGUUGUCUGGAGCAUGCUGGGGAACAGGCAGUUCUGCUCCUACAAGAUGACCACCAAAACGCAGAAUUUCUGCAGGAACGAGUACAACCUGACGGGGCUGUGCAACCGCUCCUCCUGCCCGCUGGCCAACAGCCAGUACGCCACUGUCCGGGAGGAGAAAGGUCGCUGUUAUCUCUACAUGAAGACGAUCGAGCGGGCGGCGUUUCCCCGGCGCCUCUGGGAGCGGGUGCUGCUGAGCAAGAACUACGAGAAGGCUCUGGAGGAGAUUGAUGAGAACCUCAUCUACUGGCCCCGCUUCAUCCGGCACAAGUGCAAGCAGAGGUUCACCAAGAUCACGCAGUACCUGAUCCGCAUCCGCAAGCUGACCCUCAAGAGGCAGAGGAAGCUCGUCCCGCUGCGCAGGAAGAUCGAGAGGCGCGAGAACAGGCGAGAGGAGAAAGCCCUGAUCGCUGCCCAGCUGGACAAUGCCAUAGAGAAGGAGCUGCUGGAGAGGCUGAAGCAGGACACGUAUGGAGACAUCUACAACUUCCCUAUCCACGCCUUUGACAAGGCCCUCCAGCAGCAAGAGGCAGAGAGCGAGAGCGACUCGGAUGCAGAGAGGGAAGAAGAUGAUGAUGAGGAUGUGGAUAAGAGGGAGUUUGUGGAAGCAGAGGACAGCGAGCUCAGCGACUUUGAGGACAUGGAUAAGUUGGAGACAAGCAGUGAAGAGGAGCAGGAAGAGGAGGAAGAAGUAGAGAAGAAAGCCUCCCACUCCAAAUGGAAAGGGAAAACGCCCCUGAAGGGCCCAGCCAGGAGAAAACGGCCCCACAUUGAGAUAGAGUACGAGGAGGAAACAGAGCCCAGCACCAAGACAAAAGCAGCCUGAGCCCAGUUUGUACUGACUGACAGAACUCCAGCUGUGCCACCAGAGAGUGAGUGCAGCAUCUGUCACCCACCCCAGCCCUGCCCAGGAACUG
Ficedula albicollis (Collared flycatcher) is the source of this 1099-nucleotide messenger RNA. RefSeq names its product MAK16 homolog (gene MAK16). Gene Ontology annotation, biological process: maturation of LSU-rRNA; maturation of 5.8S rRNA. Gene Ontology annotation, cellular component: nucleolus; preribosome, large subunit precursor. The transcript is spliced from 10 exons. Lineage: Eukaryota; Metazoa; Chordata; Aves; Passeriformes; Muscicapidae. The coding region runs from base 130 to 1008 and encodes 292 amino acids. The record is from RefSeq and is a predicted model, not a curated record.